This is a messenger RNA of Coregonus clupeaformis (lake whitefish), 1939 nucleotides long. RefSeq names its product arginine vasopressin induced 1 (gene avpi1). The record is from RefSeq and is a predicted model, not a curated record. The transcript is spliced from 3 exons. Bases 393 to 983 code for a protein of 196 amino acids. NCBI's taxonomy places the organism in Eukaryota, Metazoa, Chordata, Actinopteri, Salmoniformes, Salmonidae.
UGAGCGAGAGAGAGGGAGAGAGAAUUAGAUAGAGAGUAAGAGAGAGGUCAUGGUGAGGGCACAAGCGCACAGGAAAACUUAGUUUGCUUCUCUUCUUUAACAGCAAAAGUAGGCUGCUGUAACGGAGAAUGUCAAUUUCCAUAUGGAAUUUCGUAUCUGCGGCUUCGGCUUCAUCUUCUCAAAGGCUGAACAGGUGUCAUAUUUUACUGCGUUCACUUGCUGAAGGGGUGUUGACAGAGUUGUCUUGGAGUCCCUCUAUUCUUUCAAUCCAUCUCUCAUAAACCUGAUCUCCCUCCUACUACCUCAUCCCUCCCUCUCUCCUCCUCAACUAUCAUCACUCCAUCUCUUUCAUUAAUCCUCCAUCGCUCUCCUCCUCACCCUCUCUGAGGGUUAUGGAGGACCCGGAACCCCCUUAUGUGGCGGAUGGUCCGUCCCUGCUCUGGCAGCCUGAAAAGAGGCGAAGCAGGAAGUCAGGAUGUUCCAACAUCUUCGCGGGGGUGAACCUGCGUCAGCUGAGACGGCUGUUCCAAGUGGCCGGGGAUCGGGACGCAGAGCAGCGGGCAAGACUGGUGUGGGGUGGAGGAGAGCGAGACGGAGGGAGAGAGGGAGGAGAGGAGGAGAGGGAGGAGGGGGAGAUGGAUGCAGGGCUUGCCCGGGCAUUGGUGGGGUUCAGGGUGAGAGCCAGAAGCAGGAGUGGUAUCAGGAUGGAGGGACACAGAGAACCCAAGUUUCUGAAAGCAUUCGGACACCUCAGGAUUAAGGAGGGUUUGGACCACCCUGAGGAGGACGAUGAAGAGGGGGACCCCAGUGAUAUCGGAGAGCUGGAACCCCUCCCCGGAGGGUCGACGGGUGCAGAGGGGGGCGCCCCAUUGACAGACGCACUGAGGCCCUCAGAGAGACCCCAUCUGGGGAGGCUGGGGGCCGCGACGAGGCAGGAGAGGACCAAGGACCCAGAACACUACCUCCAUCGCGUUCUCCACUGACUCCGACUUCUCCAAAGCUGCUCUGUGAUUGGUCCGUUUUCCAUUCCCACCAAUCAGAGUUAGGUGUCGUUCAAUACAGAUGUGUGUUAGAGUUGAAUGAAGGACGUUUUCGACCACUCUGUCAACCUAACCUUCCUUGUUGAGGCGUUGUCACUGUAACCAAAGGAAGGGAGAGAACUGCAGCAUCACAAUGACUGCUUGAGAGCAUCAUCAAUCCUGCUCAGUCACUGUUCACUGACUGGUCAGAGCAGACAGACUGAUCUACAACACUAUCGGCAGGUGACUAUGGCCGUGUUCGAGAGCAUCAAAACGACUGCAGGCGACUGCCCAAAUCUACAAACCACCUUGCAUCAUUAUAACAACUCAUUAUUAUUUGUAGAUCCGUCAGUCAGUCAGUCACAAUUUACCCAUGAUACAUUGCGGUUUUGAUCCUCUCGAAUGCGGCCUGUGUGUGGUCCAAAAAUCCCAAAGGCAUGGACUUCGUAGAAAAGCCAGUAACACUAGAAAUUGUUCUCUAUAACAAAGCUAUACCUGGAAGAUAGCCUACCACUAGAUCUGAAAGGACUUGGAUAGGUGUUAACAACAUGGUAAGACAUUUACAGAGCAUUAACUGGGAUGAUGAUGAUGCGUUUUGCAUCAUAUGAUGUCAAACACAUGACAGUUAUCACUCUGUACUGAAAGUGGUCCAACACUGGACUAAUGAACAAAACUAAGAUUUAGUUUGAGUGAACUAUCCGUUUAUCAUGCAAAUCUGUCAAAGUAAACUUGCAUAUAUGUAUUUGUGUGCAUAUGUUUGCCUGACAAAUGUGAAUGUCCUCACCAAAUAAAGUGGGGGGGAAUUAAGAAAGUAUUCUCUCUCAAUAAAACACAUUUAUCAAGACAAACGACAAGAUACAUGGUAUUAAUGUAAUACAGUUUUGUUAUAAUCUUUCAUUAAAUAUAUUACAUACAAAUUA